AUGCCGGGCCGCACCGUGUGGCGGCUGGCGCUGCUCGCCCUCUGCCUGGGGGCCGCGGCGGCGGGGGGACAUCGCCGCGGAGCCGGCGGCAAGAGCCGGCGGCAGGCGCAGACCCAAACCACCUCGCUGCCGCAGGGCACCGCCGCGCAGGGAAAGCAGACCUGCUAUGACAAUGGACGGUACUACCAGAUAAACCAGCAGUGGGAGCGCACUUACCUGGGAAACACUCUGGUCUGUACCUGCUACGGUGGGAGCCGAGGGUUCAACUGCGAGAGCAAGCCCGAACCUGAAGAGACCUGCUUUGACAAAUACACUGGAUCCACUUACCGAGUUGGGGAGACCUAUGAGCGCCCCAAGGACUCCAUGAUCUGGGACUGUACUUGCAUUGGAGCUGGACGUGGGAGAAUCAGCUGCACCAUUGCCAAUCGCUGCCAUGAGGGCGGCCAGUCCUACAAGAUCGGCGAUACGUGGCGCCGGCCCCAUGAGACGGGCGGCUACAUGCUGGAGUGUGUGUGCCUGGGCAACGGCAAGGGCGAGUGGACCUGCAAGCCUGUGGCCGAGCGGUGCUACGACAACACGGCCGGGACGUCCUACGUGGUGGGAGAGACCUGGGAGAAACCCUACCAGGGCUGGAUGAUGGUGGACUGCACCUGCCUCGGUGAGGGCAGCGGCCGCAUCACCUGCACCUCCAGAAAUCGCUGCAAUGACCACGACACCAAGACUUCCUACAGAAUUGGAGACAACUGGAGCAAGAAGGAUAACCGUGGGAACUUGCUGCAGUGUGUCUGCACCGGGAAUGGCAGAGGCGAAUGGAAGUGUGAGAGACACACGUCCCUGCACACUACCAGCACUGGCUCUGGCUCUCCCAGCAUCACGAACGUGCAGACUGCGCUGUACCAGCCCCAGCCGCAGCAGCCCCAGCCCCAGCCCUACGGCCAGUGCAUCACGGACAACGGCGUCAUCUACUCGGUGGGCAUGCAGUGGCUCAAGACACAGGGCAGCCAGCAAAUGCUGUGCACCUGCCUGGGCAACGGAGUCAGCUGCCAGGAGAUAGCUGUGACCCAAACAUAUGGUGGCAAUUCUGAUGGAGAGCCCUGUGUUCUGCCUUUCACCUACGAUGGAAGGACUUUCUAUUCCUGCACCACCGAGGGCCGCACAGAUGGGCACUUCUGGUGCAGCACCACUUCCAACUUUGAGCAGGACAGGAGAUACUCCUUCUGUACUGAGCAGAAUGUUUUGGUCCAGACACGUGGUGGCAAUUCCAAUGGUGCUCUGUGCCACUUCCCCUUCCUGUACAACAACCGCAACUACACUGACUGUACUUCUGAGGGACGGAGGGACAACAUGAAGUGGUGUGGAACCACUGAGAACUACGAUGCUGACCAGAAGUUUGGCUUCUGCCCCAUGGCUGCCCAUGAAGAAAUCUGCACAACCAAUGACGGUGUCAUGUACCGUGUUGGGGACCAGUGGGAUAAGCAGCAUGACAUGGGUCACAUGAUGAGAUGUACUUGUGUAGGAAAUGGCCGUGGAGAAUGGACCUGCAUUGCCUAUUCACAGCUCAGAGACCAGUGCAUCGUGGAUGGCAUCACCUAUGACGUGAACCAGACCUUCCACAAGCGCCAUGAUGAGGGGCACAUGCUGAACUGCACCUGCUUUGGCCAGGGCCGGGGCAGAUGGAAGUGUGAUCCUGUUGACCAGUGCCAGGACUCAGAAACCCGCACCUUCUAUCAAAUUGGAGACUCCUGGGAGAAGUAUGUCCAUGGGGUCAGAUACCAGUGCUAUUGCUAUGGUCGUGGGAUUGGAGAAUGGCACUGUCAACCCCUACAGACUUACCCUGGGUCAACUGGACCUGUUCAGGUGAUCAUCACAGAGAGUACAAAUCAGCCAAACUCCCACCCCAUCCAGUGGAAUGCUCCUGAACGAUCUCACAUCACUCAGUACAUCUUGCGCUGGAGACCGAAAAACUCAGGAAGGCAGUGGAAGGAAGCCACCAUCCCUGGCCACCGGAACUCGUACACCAUCUCAGGCCUGAAGCCUGGUGUGAUCUAUGAGGGGCAGCUCAUCAGUGUACAGCAGUACGGCCACAAAGAAGUCACCCGCUUCGAUUUUACCACAACCAGCACCACAGCAGUGACGAGCAACACUGUUUCAGGAGAGACAACUCUUCUUCCCCCUGUGGUUGCUACUUCAGAAUCCGUCACUGAAAUCACAUCCAACAGCUUUGUUGUCUCCUGGGUUUCUGCUUCUGACACUGUUUCUGGAUUCCGUGUUGAGUAUGAGCUGAGCGAGGAGGGUGAUGAGCCACAGUACCUUGAUCUACCAAGCACAGCCACUUCUGUCAACAUCCCUGACUUGCUUCCUGGUCGCAAGUAUAUUGUUAAUGUCUAUCAGAUCUCUGAAGAAGGAGAGCAGAAUCUGAUCCUCUCUACUUCACAGACUACAGCUCCUGAUGCACCACCCGACCACACAGUGGAAAGUGUGGAUGACACAUCCAUUGUCAUCAGCUGGAGCAGACCACAGGCUCCAAUCACAGGCUACAGGAUUGUCUACGUACCCUCUGUGGAAGGCAGCAGCACAGAGCUCAACCUGCCCGACACCGCCACCUCUGUGACACUCAGUGACCUGAUGCCAGGGGUUCAGUACAACAUCAGCAUCUAUGCAGUGGAGGAAAACCAGGAGAGCACCCCUGUCUUCAUCCAGCAGGAAACCACUGGGGUCCCACGCACAGAUGAGGUGCCCUCCCCCAGAGACCUGCAGUUUGUGGAGGUUUCUGACAUCAAGAUCACCAUCAUGUGGACCCCACCGCAGAGCCAAGUGUCGGGCUAUCGGGUGGAGGUGAUCCCUGUCAACCGCCCCGGCCAGCACGGCCAGAGACUGCCCAUCACCAGGAGCGCUUUUGCUGAAGUCAUUGACCUGAUCCCAGGAACAACCUAUCUCUUCAAGAUCUUUGCUGUAAACCAGGGCAGGGAGAGCAAACCUUUGACUGGAGAGCAAACCACCAAGCUCGAUGCCCCCACCAACCUGCGGUUCCUCAACACCACGGAGCACUCGGUGCUGGUGCUGUGGACGCGGCCCCGGGCCGUGAUCACGGGCUACAAGCUGACAGCAGGGCCCACCAGAGGAGGGCAGCCCCGCACCUACAACGUGGGACCCUCAGCCACCAAGUACCUGCUCAGGAACCUGCAGCCUGGCACCGAGUACACCGUGUACCUCGUGGCCGUCAAAGGCGACCUGCAGAGCAACAGAGAGACCGGGGUCUUCACCACUUAUCAGCCUGCUGGCUCUGUUCCUCCUUUUAACACAGAAGUGACUGAGACCUCAAUUGUCAUCACCUGGACACCUGCCCCAAGGAUUGGUUUCAAGCUGGGAGUGCGCCCAAGCCAGGGAGGAGAGGCUCCUCGGGAGGUGAUCUCGGACUCGGGCAGCAUCGUGAUCUCUGGGCUGACUCCUGGUGUGGAAUACACCUACAGCCUCACAGUGCUGAUGGAUGGCCAGGAGAGAGAGACCCCCAUCAUCAGGAGAGUCACCACACCACUGGCUCCACCAACCAGCCUGCGCCUGAAAUCCAAUCCUGACACUGGCAUCCUGAUAGUCUCUUGGGAGAGAAGCACAUCUCCAGGCAUCAGCGGGUACCGCGUGACCACUGCUCCCACCGAUGGACAGCAGGGCUCUACCCUGGAGGAGGUGGUGGGUGCAGAUCAGACCACCUGCACCUUUGAGAACCUCAGCCCUGGUGUGGAGUACAAUGUCAGUGUCUACUCUGUCAAGGAUGACCAGGAGAGUGUCCCCAUCUCAGAAACCAUCACACCAGCUGUGCCUCCUCCCACUGAUCUGCGCUUCACUAAUGUGGGGCCUGACACCAUGAGGGUGACUUGGACUGCUCCAACUUCCAUCGUGCUGAGCGGUUUCCUGGUGCGCUACUCCCCUGCCAAGAAGGAGGAGGAUGUUGCAGAGGUGACAGUCUCCCCCUCUGACAACAUGGUCAUCUUAACAAACCUGCUCCCUGGCACUGAAUAUCUGGUGAAAGUCUACAGCGUUUCUGAGCAGCAUGAGAGCGCACCUUUGUAUGGAAUCCAGAAAACAGGUCUUGAUUCCCCCACUGGCCUGGACUUCUCGGAUAUAACGGCCAACUCCUUCACGGUGCACUGGAUCGCUCCGCGUGCCACCAUCACGGGCUACAGGAUCCGCUACCAGCCGGAGCAGGGCGGCGGCCGGCCCAAGGAGGACCGUGUGCCCCCCUCCAGGAACUCCAUCACCCUCACCAACCUGCUGCCAGGCACUGAGUACGUGGUCAGCAUCAUCGCUGUCAACGGCAGGGAGGAGAGCCUGCCCUUGGUUGGCCAGCAAACAACAGUGUCUGAUGUUCCAAGGGACUUGGAAGUCACCCCUACCAGCCCAACCAGCCUCAAGAUUUCCUGGGAUGCUCCUGCAGUGACAGUCAGAUACUACCGGAUCACUUAUGGUGAAACAGGUGGAAGCAGCCCAGUACAGGAGUUCACAGUGCCUGGCACCGUGUCUACUGCCACCAUCACUGGCAUCAAGCCUGGUGUUGAAUACACCAUCACUGUGUAUGCUGUAACUGGCCGUGGAGACAGCCCUGCCAGCAGCAAGCCAGUCACUGUCACCUACAGAACAGAAAUAGACACACCAUCCCAGAUGCAAGUCACCGAUGUCCAGGACAACAGUAUCAGCAUCAGAUGGCUCCCUUCAGCAUCCCCAGUCACAGGGUACCGGGUGACUGCUGUCCCCAAGAAGGGACAUGGGCCCACAAAAACGAAAAAUGUCCCUGCAGAUCAAACCCAAGUGACAAUUGAAGGUCUGCAGCCCACAGUGGAGUACAUGGUCAGUGUCUAUGCUCAGAAUCAGAACGGGGAGAGCCUGCCCUUGGUUGAGACAGCUGUCACCAACAUUGACCGCCCUAAAGGACUAACAUUCACUGAGGUGGAUGUUGAUUCCAUCAAAAUUGCUUGGGAAAGCCCUCAGGGGCAAGUCACCAGGUACAGGGUGACCUACUCAAGCCCUGAGGAUGGAAUCCAUGAGCUAUUGCCGGCCCCAGGUGGCGAAGAAGACACUGCUGAGCUGCAUGGCCUCAGGCCAGGUUCUGAGUACACUAUCAAUAUCGUUGCCAUUUACGAUGACAUGGAGAGCCUGCCCCUCACUGGGACCCAGUCCACAGCAAUUCCACCUCCAACAAACCUGAAGUUUACUCAGGUAACUCCCACCAGUCUCACCAUCAACUGGAAUGCACCCAACGUUCGCCUCACUGGCUACAGGGUCAGAGUGAACCCCAAAGAAAAGACUGGUCCUAUGAAAGAAAUCAACCUUUCUCCAGACAGCACAUCUGCAGUCGUGUCUGGCUUGAUGGUGGCAACCAAGUACGAAGUGAGUGUGUAUGCCCUGAAGGACUCCCUGACCAGCAGACCAGCCCAGGGGGUGGUCACAACCCUUGAAAAUGUGAGUCCCCCUCGCAGGCCCAGGGUGACAGAUGUCACCGAGACAACCAUCACCAUCACCUGGAGGACCAAGACUGAGACCAUCACUGGCUUCCUGGUGGAAGCCGUCCCUGCAGGCGGCCAGAACCCCAUUCAGAGGACCAUCAGCCCUGAACUCAGGAGUUACACUAUCACUGGCUUGCAGCCAGGCACUGACUACAAGAUCUACCUGUACACUCUGAAUGAGAAUGCACGCAGCUCCCCGGUGGUCCUGGAUGCCUCCACUGCUAUCGAUGCUCCUUCUAACCUGCGCUUCCUUACGACCACGAGCAACUCCCUGCUGGCCACCUGGCAGCCUCCCCGAGCCAAGAUCACCGGCUACAUCAUCAGAUAUGAGAAACCUGGCUCACCAGUCAAGGAGGUCGUGCCUCGCCCCCGGCCCGGCACCACCGAGGCUACCAUUACUGGUUUGGAACCUGGCACUGAAUACAUCAUCUACAUCAUUGCUGUGAAGAACAGUCAGAAGAGUGAACCACUGGUUGGCAGAAAAAGGACAGAUGAGCUGCCCACGUUGAUUAGCAGACCACACCCCAACCAGCCUGACAUCCUGGAUGUGCCUUCCAUUGACGAGGGGACCCCUUACCUCACGAACAAUAGGUAUGACAAUGGCAAUGGUAUCCAACUUCCAGGCUCCUCUGGGCAUCCUCAGACAGUAGGGCACCAGGGGCAGCAAGUCUUCUUUGAGGAGCACGGCUACAGGCGGCCUGGGCCCACCACAGCCACUCCCCUCAGGCCGGGAUCCAGGCAGCCUCUGCCCAGCGUGGAUGAAGCCAUCGAAAUCCCGGGGUACCAGGUGCCCAUCGUGGUGGAGCCCUCGUACCCGCACUCCCGCGGGCCCCCGCGCAACGACAGCGUGGGGCAGGAAGCCCUUUCUCACACCACCAUCUCCUGGAGGCCACUGCUGGAGAGCUCUGAGUACAUCAUCUCCUGCCAGCCCGUCAGCCAGGACGAGGACACGCUGCAGUUCAGGGUUCCUGGCACUUCCUCUAGUGCCACACUCAAGGGUCUUACAAGAGGGGCCACCUACAACAUCAUAGUGGAAGCCCUGAAGGAUCACCGGAGGCAGAAGGUGCUGGAGGAGGUGGUCACAGUUGGCAAUACUGUGUCUGAAGGAUUAAACCAGCCAGCUGACGACACCUGCUUUGAUACUUACACUGGCUCCUUCUAUUCCAUUGGCGAGGAAUGGGAGCGCUUAUCUGAAACUGGCUUUAAGCUCUGGUGCCAGUGUUUAGGCUUUGGCAGUGGCCAUUUCAGAUGUGACUCUUCUAAGUGGUGCCAUGACAAUGGAGUUAACUACAAGAUUGGGGAGAAGUGGGACAGGCAAGGGGAGAAUGGUCAGAUGAUGAGCUGCACCUGCCUUGGGAAUGGAAAAGGAGAAUUCAAGUGUGAACCUCAUGAGACCACGUGCUAUGACGAUGGGAAGAUGUACCACGUUGGGGAGCAGUGGCAGAAGGAGUACUUUGGAGCCAUCUGCUCCUGCACUUGUUACGGAGGACAGCAGGGCUGGCGCUGUGACAACUGCCGCAGGCCCAGCGUGGAGGUGGCCCCCGAAGGCUCCGCUGGCCACACCUACACGCAGUUCACACAGAGGUACCACCAGGCCACCAACACCAACGUCAACUGCCCCAUUGAGUGUUUCAUGCCCCUAGAUGUACAGGCAGACACACAACAUCCACGGGGAAAGUAACUUCGAGCAAGACUCCUUGCGGCCAUGGCAACAGACAAACCAAAGUAUAAAUCCCUAUGUGCCACGAUUACCAUCCAAACUGGAGUGAUGCUAGCAAAAGUGCAUCUAGUGAGAAUGGCCCUCUGCUCUGGAGCCAUUUUUCCAGCUUAAGCUCAACUCACAGCUUCUCCAAGCGCCACUCUUGGAGUGUUUCAGACUUUUCUCAUGAUUGGUAGCGAUUGUCUUGGUUUUGCUCAAAGUGUUGAAUUCUAGUCGAUAUUUUCAAAUUUAAAGGGGGCAAAGAAAAAAAAGGGGGAGGAGGGGGAGAGGUGCCAAAUGACAAAUUUGGUGGGGGACCAAAAUACUGAGGGGGAGGGAGGGUGUAGAAAUCCACGGUUCCUGUGCUAUGCAAGAACAUUUGAGUACAACAAUGCUGAGGUUUAGGGAUAGGAAAGUCCACCAAACACUUCUGCUUUCACGUAAGCAUGCAGCCAGCAAUAAGAUAGGAACAGCAAAUCCAAUCACUGUGAUAUUUAAAAUAUGCACAGUCCUAAUUCUUUCUUGAUGAUCCUAGUAUUUUUCUAGCUGUAUCUUUAUAUCUCAUACUGUUAUUUAUCAGUUUUGUUCCCCUGACCUUCAAGUGUUUUUAUAUGGGAAUAAAAUGUAUGGAAGACACUUAGUAUGCAGUUGACAAAAGAGGAAUUUGGUGUAAUUAUGAUCAGUGAUUAUUUUUAUACUGUAAGUGCCAAAGCUUUACUACUGUGGAAAAGAAAAGAAACCAACUCUUUUAAUAAAAAGAUUUACAAACCAGA
This is a messenger RNA of Pseudopodoces humilis (Tibetan ground-tit), 7970 nucleotides long. RefSeq names its product fibronectin 1 (gene FN1). NCBI's taxonomy places the organism in Eukaryota, Metazoa, Chordata, Aves, Passeriformes, Paridae. Gene Ontology annotation, biological process: heart development; cell-matrix adhesion; nervous system development. The record is from RefSeq and is a predicted model, not a curated record. Gene Ontology annotation, molecular function: extracellular matrix structural constituent; proteoglycan binding; integrin binding. Gene Ontology annotation, cellular component: extracellular region.